Molecule: messenger RNA, 369 nt
Organism: Cryptosporidium muris RN66
Lineage: Eukaryota; Apicomplexa; Conoidasida; Eucoccidiorida; Cryptosporidiidae
Exons: 1
Coding region: 1-369 (122 amino acids)
Source: RefSeq, a predicted model, not a curated record
AUGGAUGUUUCGGAUUUGUCAACCCUAUGUGUCAUAAGCAUAAUUGUGCUUGUCUUAGUAUCUUGGAUUAUGUCUACCCACCUCGAAAAUGAAGAGACUACACCAAAGAGAAGAAUAAAGAAGAAAAUUAUGAAACAAAAGUCUGCAGAAACAAAUGAAGAGAAAGCAGAAAUAUUGACAACAUAUCGUCCCAGAGCUAGAUCCGCCAAGGCAGAAGUUAUUGGUCAGAAUAAGACCCCCACAAAGUCUAAUGCAAUUGAUGAGCCAAUUAGAACUAGAAGAAACGCAUCUCUUAAGAAAAGUAAUGCUAUUGAAGAAGCCCCAGUUACAAAAAAAAGAGUGACUAGGUCAUCCUCUAAAAAGUUGUAA